Messenger RNA from Medioppia subpectinata, 482 nucleotides. The record is from the annotation of a GenBank genome assembly. Lineage: Eukaryota; Metazoa; Arthropoda; Arachnida; Sarcoptiformes; Oppiidae.
AGACUUGACUUCGCGUUUGAAAGACAAGUCAAACAUUAAAUCUUUAUAAAAAUGCUUCAUAUGAUAGUCCGGAUGUUGUUAUUGUCGCUAACAUUAACCGCAUAUGUAUUCACCCAAAUGGUCAUCAAAGACACGCCGAUGUGUCGCUUACAUCCCGUUCAGAAGAUCGCGCUCAGGAAUGUCCGCUCAGAAAGAGUCGGUCAUAACCCAAAUGUAUUACAAGACCUGAAAAUGUUGGCCCAAUUCUACGAGACCUGUGUCUUACAGAACGAAGGCUUUCGGUUCAAGAAAUCGUAUCUCAACUGAAAAUCAAUGUCUAAUAUAUUUGUCAAAUCCAUUGCUCUUUAAUUAUACCCACAAUUUUCUGGUCAAUUCAAUCAUUAAAUGUAUUAUAAAUUUAGAAAAUAACUCAUUAUACUUAAGCCAAACGAUUGUAUUAAUAAUAAAAUGUUGUGUCAAUAAUUAAACAUUAAAUAAACAGC